Oryza sativa Japonica Group (Japanese rice) is the source of this 2974-nucleotide messenger RNA. RefSeq lists its product as uncharacterized. The record is from RefSeq and is a predicted model, not a curated record. Lineage: Eukaryota; Viridiplantae; Streptophyta; Magnoliopsida; Poales; Poaceae. Gene Ontology annotation, molecular function: glycosyltransferase activity.
AAGGGAGUUUUAAAGUAUUUCAUCAUGGAUCUAUGCCAUUGUUCUAGAAUAAAGGUAUAAUUAACUAGAAAAGGGGCUAUCUUAAGCUGAUACACAUCACCAACAUGACAUCUGGUGCAUCUGUGACAUGCUAUGCUACCACCUGACUUUGGCCAUCCCUAGCUGCACCGACGCUACGCCAUGUUUUCUGUGGUUAGUGCCGGCGCCUUUGACGUCCUGCCCAAAAGCUCUCGACUUUGUAGCUGGCCGGCCACUAACCCCGCAAGCUAAACGCCAGAACAAAGACUUCCAUCUUAAAUAGUUUCCAGUUCUUUUGAAAUUAUCUGGACAGCUAAAGUGUCCACUUAUUUUACAAAAUGUGAGUAAUUUCGCCAGCUUUUGGAACUUGAUACUUUAAUUUACAGCAUGCAAAAGGGUACACGAGUAAAAACUACUCCAUAUAUUCGUUACCAGACUGUCACUGUUUCAUGUCAUUUAAUUGGAGCCUUCGAGGGUAGUCGAGUCAGUCACUUGCCUCCUAAGGAAAUUUACGGUACUCCUCUGAAAACGUACGUCGUGCUGAACUAUAGUGUGUCCGGCUAUUCUCAUUGCCGGCCAAGCCUUUUUCUUCUACUCUUUUUGGCAUGGAACUCAAUACGUGCCAAAGAUAAUCCAUGACUAAAAAUGAUUUUAGUCAAGAAAAAACAUAGUAUCUCUUUUCAUGUUCAUGUCCCUACCCUGUUAACCUCUCUAUAUAUUUUCCUAUCAGCUCAACUGUUCAAGUUGGUGCAUGCAUACAGCACAAUGCUUUGAAAUGUAUGCUUAGUUUAAUACUCCUACGUGAUUGAUGUGCUCAUUAAUUGUACUAGAUAGAAUCAGACCAUAUGUGACUCACUGCCUCACCCUAGCUUAGUACUUGCAACUUUGCUUUGCUCCUACUCAGUGUUCACGGAUAACCCGGUCUGACUUUUCAUCAACUAGACCAAACUCUUUCGUAAUUCAGAUUCCCUAUGCGCAUUUCUUACAUGUAGAGUGUCUUCUCCAUUUCGUACCAUGCAUGGUCAACUCGAUCCCUCUGAACAUUUUUUGCGGCUGCAGCCACACAUCAUCACCCUGGAUGGCUGCAUAUCAUAGCGACAUAGCGUGCAUGCAAAUUUAUAUAUCACAGAAAAGAUCAAAACAACACAUCCUAUGGCUCGUCGUCGUAACUCCAAUUCACGUCUCUACUUACACGUAAAUUGUACAUGAUAUAUGUCAAGUGUCAACGUCUGAUUUGGCCUCCGUAGAUUGCAGAAUCACUGCAGUGAGAUCUGUGUAUCAAUCUAUACAUACGGCGUGCCCAUUUGCACGAGACAAUGAGCGUCGUCGUGUGAAAUUAUAGCUCGACAGCCAUGAAGAAGAGCAGAGAAGGUAACCUGAAGCAUGUCAAGGGUUCGCUCUGCCUCGUCCCGCCUCUACUUCUCGCGGUGUUCUUCUACCUGCAGUUCCAGACGCUGGGCCUCUUCUCCCCGAUCUUCCGGUGCGGUGGCCAGUCCGCCGGCGGCGGCGGCGGCGACGACUACGUCGACCGACUGCGAGCCUCGGCCACGUUCCUCCCGCUGAAGGACACGCGGGAGUGGGCCGAGACGUGGUUCAUCAGCACGCUCGACGACACGUCGGAGCCGGAGGGCGAGGCCAAGAACAUCGUCUUCCCGUCCGCGGCCUCCGCCGGCCGCCUCCUCUGCAUGUCGGCGCCGUCACGCCGUGACGGCACCAGGAACGCCUACGCGCUCGCGUGGCGCGACGCGCUCCCGGGCGGCGCGGAGCUCAGGCCGGGCCUCGCGUACGUGUCCGAGACGGCGUACGACCACAGCAACCUGUGGCACGGCAUCUCGGCGCUCAUCCCGUUCGCGUCGUGGCACGCGAGGAGCGGGUGCAGGGCGAGGCCCGCGAGGUGGGCGCUGUUCCACCACGGCGAGGUGAGGCUCGGGAUGAGCCCGUGGCUGACGUCGCUGGCCGAGGCGACCACCGGCGUGGGAAUGGUUGUCGAGACGUUCAACGCGUCCGACGUCCCCGUGUGCUUCGAGGAGGCGGUGGUGUUCAGGCGGAACAUGGCCGGGAUGACCCGGGAGCGGCUUCUCGCGGCGUUCGACUUCAUGCGGUGCAAGGCCAGGGCGCAGUGCGGCGUGGUGGCGGACGUCUCCGACCCCGACUCCGCCGCCGUGCGCGUCACCAUCCUGUUCCGCACGGGCGCGCGGGCGUUCAAGGACGAGGCCGCAGUCACGCGCGUCUUCAAGAGCGAGUGCGCGCGCGUCGCCGGCUGCGCGCUCACCACGGCGCGCUCCGACAACCUGACCUUCUGCGACCAGGUGAAGUUGAUGAGCGGGACGGACGUGCUGAUCUCGUCGCACGGGGCGCAGAUGACGAAUCUGGUGUUCAUGGACAGGAACAGCAGCAUCAUGGAGUUCUACCCCAAGGGGUGGCGAGAGAGGGCGGGAGGCGGGCAGUUCGUGUACCGGUGGGGCGCGGACAGGUCGGGGAUGCGGCACGAGGGCUCGUGGUGGGAUCCCCACGGCGAGCCGUGCCCCGGCUCGCCGGACAUCCUCAGCUGCUACAAGAACCGCCAGAUCGGCCACGACGAGGCCUACUUCGCGCAGUGGGCGGCCAGGGUGUUCGCGGCGGCCAAGGAGCGCAAGGCCGGCGGCUCGCCGGCGUCCACGCGGCGACGAGAAGCGCCGACGUGCCAGUGCAGCUAACUGAAGUAUGAUCAGUUAAUGAUCAAGUUGCAUUGGGUCGUGAUUCGUGAAGCUUUACGUGCACGCUGGUGGCAUGCAGGGAGCCAGGGAUGAUAAUUCAAUGGUCUGAUUAAUAUUGUGUUAUACCUUAUAUAUACUUGUAUCUGAAUAAGCAACCUGAAAAAUGCAACUGUAACUCUUGAUCCGAGCAUUUUUUUAGGUGGACAAAAGAUAAUUGCUCUAUUUUCAUUUUUCUUUAAUUUUAUAAAGAUAGCGAAACA